Pseudogymnoascus destructans is the source of this 3995-nucleotide messenger RNA. RefSeq lists its product as uncharacterized. Gene Ontology annotation, molecular function: histone acetyltransferase activity. The record is from RefSeq and is a predicted model, not a curated record. Lineage: Eukaryota; Fungi; Ascomycota; Leotiomycetes; Thelebolales; Thelebolaceae. Gene Ontology annotation, biological process: regulation of DNA-templated transcription. The transcript has 5 exons. Bases 407 to 3652 code for a protein of 1081 amino acids.
CAACUCUACAACGGGGAAAUUCGCGUAGUAAUUUAGAUUUACGCGUCGCACCGGUCUAACCUCUCUACAGAGUCACGCAGAUUCGCUGAAAAGUGUUGUGGUGGACAGUCAGGGCUGCGACUGGUGAUUUUGAGCCUCGAUCUUCCCACCUCCAAUCUAGGGGCGCGACUACAACGAGCGCGACGAGCGCAAAGGCGAAAACUGAGCGCGGCGGAAGCUGUGCUGCCCAAUCCAAUAACUGAAGACAAGGCCCAUCGUACUCUUCAUACGGCUACUUAUGUUGAGGUGACACGGAAUCGCGCUGCUGCUUUGCGAACAGACGAGCUCACUUCGAAUUCACGUCCCAUAACGAUACGAAUCGCAACCCCUACACCACUCAUGCACCCCGCUACUCCUGGCUGAGACCAUGGCGGCCGCGAUGCUAUUGGAGGAGCAGGUGCAGCAGAGCAUGCCGACGUCGGAGGACGAUGCAGAGUAUGAGGAGGACUACGACCAAGACGUGGACAUGGGCGCGAAUGCUGAGGCGUUUGCCGCGAAUAACCAGCUACUGAAUGGAGUUCACAAUAACCAUACGAAUGGGAGCGCAUAUGAUGAACACGGAGAUGAAAAUAAUGAGGAGGAAGAUGAAGACCAUAGGCAGGAAGAUGACCUGUCAGAUAGAGAUGCGGAGGGGGAAGACGACUACGAGCAGGACCAUGGAGAUACCAUUAGAAUUAGCAUGGGGGGCGAUGGAGCCAUGGACGACGAGGAAGAAAAUGAAGAUGACGAGGAUGGAGAGGGAGUCGGUGCUGUCAAGAUCCAGCCGAGGGAGCCGGAUGAUGAUGAAGACGACGCAGAAUUUGGACAAGACGAUGCCGAAGAAAGCGAAGAUGCGGUGGAUGAUGCGUCGCAUGACUCGAGUGAUGAGUCCGAAGUCGAGGCCGAGGCUGAAUGGGAGGCUGCUGUGGCGCAAGACGACGAGGCUGAACCUAUCGAUCCUAACCGUUGCAUUUUUUGUCACCAAGACGAGGAGCAUGAUCCCAGCCCAGAGUUUGAGGAGUGCCUUGCUUGUGCUGUUUGUGGCGAUAAUGCACAUCGACAAUGCGCACGAGAUGCGGAAGCACUCGAAGCAGACGAAGAUGCUGCGAAAUGGCGAUGCCCAGGAUGUGUGUCCAAUGCCCUGGAACCGGAAACCGUAAACCAGGGAACUCCAUCGAGAGGGGCCAUUAAACCCGACUCGCAUUCCGUUUUCAACAACUUAAUUGUUGACGAUGACCCAAUGGAUGGCUCGAGAUUACUACGCAAGCGCAAAACCUCAUCUGCGGAGGCAGAAGAGGGCGUUAUAUCGUCCAUCGGCAAACGUCGCAAACGAACCUCGGACGGAUCUUCGAAUGCAAUAAUGACGGACGCCAAAGCAGCGGAGAAUAUUGAUAGCCACAAAGUAGAACCGGCCGAGGGGUUCAACAAUGGAAAUAAGGCCGCCGAACCCGCUACUUCUCGGCCAUCUCGUUCACUUCGGCCCCUAAAGGUUUCAAAGCCACCGGUAACGAUUGAAAAGCAUUCACAGACAAGCCUUAUUAUUCGGAUUCGAUUGAAUGCGACCGACUUGGCACGCAUCCUUGCUAACCCCCCUAAACCAGUGAAGAAGCGACCGAGAUCAACGCCAGCCGCACGUAGGGCGUCAACGUCAGCUCCGCCUCCGGCAUACAUACCGCGUAUCUAUUCUCAGCCAUUUUAUUCUUUCCACGAUAAAGACAUGGAUGAGCUGAAAUCGAAACCGUACGGUGGCAUACUCACAGAAGCGCAGUCAGAUACAACAAAAACGCUGCCCCAGGCCGAUGACCGUCGGAUGUUUGACAAUGCUCGUCAAAAGGCAGAAGAAGAGUGGGCGCACAAGACCGCCUUAGAACAUGGAGAGGCAGAAAACGUUAAGAAACCACGCAAGGUGUCCGGUCCAGCGUCCCAAAUUGAGUGUAUCAACUUCGGCGGCUAUGAGAUCGACACGUGGUAUGCGGCGCCCUACCCAGAGGAGUACAGUCGCAACCGUGUGCUCCAUAUUUGCGAAUUCUGUUUGAAAUACAUGAAUUCGGAAUAUGUCGCCUGGCGCCACAAGAUGAAGUGUUCAGCAAAGCAUCCGCCAGGAGACGAAAUUUACAGGGAUGUAUCCAUCUCAGUUUUUGAAGUCGAUGGGCGAAAGAAUCCGGUGUACUGCCAGAACCUAUGCCUCCUCGCGAAACUUUUCUUGGGCUCAAAGACUCUCUACUACGAUGUGGAACCGUUCCUAUUCUAUGUUAUGACAGAAUACGACGAGUUUGGCUGCCAUUUUGUGGGAUAUUUUUCCAAGGAAAAGAGGCCGAGCAGUCAAAAUAAUGUCUCGUGCAUUCUCACCUUGCCUAUCCACCAACGCAAAGGUUACGGCAAUCUUCUUAUCGAUUUCUCUUAUUUGCUUACCCUUGUGGAGAGAAAAUCUGGAUCUCCUGAAAAGCCACUUUCGGAUAUGGGCCUGGUGUCCUAUAGGAACUAUUGGCGACUUGUGUUAUGCUACAGAUUGCUGGAUACAAGAGAGGAGAAGAGGUCGAUAAGCGUGAUCGAACUAUCCCAACAAACCGGUAUGACGGCUGAUGACAUUGUCUCUGCCCUCGAAGGGCUUCGGGCUCUCGUUAGAGACCCAGUUACUGGCACAUAUGCUCUGAGACUCGACUACGACUUCUACGAAGAGUACAUCAAGAAAUGGGAGGACAAGAACUACGUCAGACUUAACCCGCACGGACUCGUCUGGACACCCUAUAUCAUGGGCCGCAACAACCAGAAUAUGAUAGAACAUGCCCCGCCUAUGAGCGCUAUUGCGCCGCGCGAGGAUGAGGAUGACGAGAAGCUGGCUGACGCCACGCAACCUGCUUUAACCAAUGGGGAUAUCGAAAGCGAACAAACCAACGGCUUAACAAAUGGCGCCUCUUUCGCCUCAUCAGAACAAGGUGACGAAAUGGUCCUGGACCCAUCCUUGGCUGAAACCCCUAUCAAAGGUCCUAGCCCAGCCACAGACACAACUUUCGUGCCUGCCUCUCCUUCAUCAAGCCGGCCGUCACUCCAACCUCUAACCAACGGCAGGCCCCACCCCGACUAUCCCCUCGCCAUCAACACUGCUGACGACUUCUCUCCCAUCCCCCCAUCCCGUUUCGAAAUCUACCCCCCAAUCAACGCCUCACGCAUCAAAGCCCCUCGACUCUCCCUCUCCCACCCCUCAGCCACGCCCCGCAGCGCCCGCCCAAGCACCGCACGCCGCGCCACAGGCUCGCGCGCGCUCUCAACGGGGUCAACUCGCAAAGCGUCGUGCUCGCAGCGUCCGACGGGUGGUACAGGACGCGGGCCUGGGCGCUGGCCGAAGGGGACUAAGAAGAGCGAUUUCGGGAAUGCGGGUAGCGGGCCUGGGUUACCGCCACGGCUGAAGGAGAAGAGUCGGCUUGGAGUCGAGGUGAGCCUUGGGGAGGGGCUGGAGGAGGGGAAGGAGGAGAGUAGCGAGGAGGAUGAGGGGAUUUUGUAUGGGACGCCUGGGAUGACUAGGCGGCGGAAUGGAGGGGGGCAGGGGAAGGGGAAGGGGAAGAUGGCGAUUAGCGAUGAAGAGGAUUUUGUGGUUGGGGAUGUCGAUGUCGAUGCUGAGGGGGGGGAUGAAUGAGAGAUGCUGGCUUGGAGAAGGUGUAUACUAUACGGCGUCGACAUUUAUUGCGCGGUGGGGAGUUCGCGGUGUUGUUUGGUGAAUGCUGGGUUAUAAUUCGGAAUCUCAUGAGGCGUUGGGUAUGGUGGACAAAUAGAGAUGCUAAGAUUGAGAACUGGAGGCGAUACAGAUAGGUGUUUUUGUAAACAUACGGUGGCUGCUCUUCAACUCAAAGUGUAAACGCUUAGUUGCACCUUCGCUCACAAUUCGGUUGACUUCAGGGGAUGAAGUCCGGUGGUUAAAAUAUUUUAAUGGUAGAAAUUUUAAACUUUUUAAAAAAUCAAAUCAAAUAAAUUUACAGCCA